Branchiostoma floridae (Florida lancelet) is the source of this 1508-nucleotide messenger RNA. Its product is annotated as snRNA-activating protein complex subunit 3-like. Lineage: Eukaryota; Metazoa; Chordata; Leptocardii; Amphioxiformes; Branchiostomatidae. The transcript has 11 exons. Gene Ontology annotation, cellular component: snRNA-activating protein complex. The coding region runs from base 279 to 1415 and encodes 378 amino acids. Gene Ontology annotation, molecular function: RNA polymerase III type 3 promoter sequence-specific DNA binding; bent DNA binding; core promoter sequence-specific DNA binding. The record is from RefSeq and is a predicted model, not a curated record. Gene Ontology annotation, biological process: snRNA transcription by RNA polymerase II; snRNA transcription by RNA polymerase III.
UUUAGUAACAUACAAUGAGUGACUUCACUAUUUGUCCCAACACGGUACUGAAGCGCCGACUAGUAGUCCAUGCUGGUACUGCAGCCUAGAGCGGGAAGAAGACAACAACCUUAAAGACAUGUGACUGUCAGAUAAUAUAUGGGCGACAGCAAGGUGUCAGAAUCCCAAGAUAUUGGCUCACCUCAUAUCUCGUCCUAAUAAAAUAAGGUUUUGCCUUUCGCUGACCUGUAAUAUUAUGGCCAAUCAGCUGCAGUACACCCGCAAGGAGGCGUUAUUAAAUGAACAACAUCAUGGAGCCAGCAUCGACCGAAACGUUUUCUCCACAGAUCCACGUGCAAGGUUUCGUUGACGAAGCCAUUAAGACUUUAGAUGUCAGUGACUUGUACAGCAAAAGAGAAACUCUGAGGUCCGUCGCUUAUGCAGAGGCCAUGAAUGUGCCCAUAGAAACUGUAGACGAGCUGAAGUCGGUUUGCAGCAUGCAGACACUGAAGUGCCCCUCAGAGGACAUCCACAAAGAUGCAGCAGAGGUGCCGACAGGGACAGAGUUGGUCACUUUGGGGUUAAGAAAGAGAUACCUGGACUCCAAACCCAACAUCAACAAAAACUGCAAGUUCACUGUGUUGUCCUGGAACCAGGAACAUGUGUAUCAGGACGUGAAGCCGCCCCCUGAGAGGGAGGUGAAACCCCAGUGUGCCGUCCUGCAGGUCGCUGUGUUCCAUCCCAGCAAGAGGAACAGGAGGAAGAGCAAAGGGAAAAGAAUGAGGCUUGCUCAGGAAUACAGAGUUCUAGGAUAUCAGAAACUCACCGAUCUGCGAGAUGCCAUCACAUGUAUAGCAGACCACACCAUUGCUGGGGAAUUCAGUGAGCGCCCCUGCAAUGUUCCAGACAUCAGGGCUAAGGAUAUCUACAAGUCAGCCUACUUCUUCAUAGAGAAUGUGUUCUACAAUGACUUCAGAUAUGAAGACAACAGGGACCUUAGUAGAAAUGUUCGUGAAUGGGAACAGAACAAACAUGAAGGGAAGGGGUCGUACACAACCCAGCAUAUGGAGGAUGUGAAGUUCAACGACCUCCACAUCAGACUGGGGUACCCGUACCUGUACUGCCACCAGGGGGACUGUGAACAUCUCAUCAUAUUUAAGGACCUCAGGAUGUUCCAUGCAGAUGACUGUCGAGAUGAGGGCCUGUACCCCCUGAUGGUGAACAGGUACCGCUUCAGGAGACAGAUGUGCCGAGUCUGCGCCACCUUCACAGCCAAAUGGGUGACCUAUGAUGACCAGUUGGCAGAGGAGAGCCCCUGCUUUUUCUGUGAUCUUUGCUUCAAAGCCCUGCACUACAGCAAGGACCAAACCAAACUGGCAGAGUUUGAAGCCUAUCCAUAUGUAGACAUGGGAAUAUUCAAUCUAGCCAUUGUUUAGUAAAAGCAGCUAUAUACACAAUAGUGUGAUGCUGUCACUGUUAAAGUUAAUAAAAGUUGUUUCAAUAUUACAGAAUACUUUUUUAUUCCCUGA